This is a messenger RNA of Malus domestica (apple), 330 nucleotides long. The record is from RefSeq and is a predicted model, not a curated record. NCBI's taxonomy places the organism in Eukaryota, Viridiplantae, Streptophyta, Magnoliopsida, Rosales, Rosaceae.
AUGGCUGAUUAUCGGGUAACCGUUUUUAAUGACUUGGCUCGAAACACCAACCUGAAUGUUCAUUGUCAAGCUGCAGGCAUAAAUCCGAGUACUCAUUCGAUCCCAUUUUUGAAUGACUUCAGCUGGACCGUCAACAUUAACACUACUGCUGUUUUAUCUUGUGAUAUGAGUUGGGGUAUCGUAAAGGGGCAUUUCGACAUCUUCAAUGCUAAAAGAGAUGCCACUAGAUGUGCUAGAAACUGGUGCGCUUGGCGUGUGAAACAGGAUGGCUUGUAUCUAUUCAUCGAGGUGCAUAAGAGGUUGGAGUUGCAGUUUACGUGGCCACAUUGA